AUUCAGUAUUUUUUUUAUUUUUUUAUCUAUGAUUCAGUUUUUAUUAUGCAUCGAAUUUAAAAUAAUCGACUUCUAUACUGACUUUGAGGACUCCAGGGGGUAAGGGGUGGAGUCCUCAAAGUCAGUAUAAAAGUCGAUGCAUCGUCCCAGUAUUAUCAAAUCACUUAAAAAUCUCCUGCUUCUGCUCACUUUGGAACUGUAAGCAGCAAAACUAAAUACAAAUGGCAGCACUAACAAAAAGAGGAAUACCAAUAAGCUCAGUUAGUCCACGAUACCUGCACACAAACUCCACCAGCCACACCUGGCCCUUCAGUGCUAUAGCAGAAUUGAUCGACAAUGCGUAUGACCCAGAUGUCAGUGCAAAACGAUUAUGGAUUAAUAAAACAGAAAUGAAAGACCAGCACUGUCUCAUCUUCAUGGAUAAUGGAAAAGGCAUGGACUAUAACACAAUGCACAAUAUGCUCAGCUUUGGCUUCAGUGAUAAGAAGGCAGUAAGAGGUCAUGCUCCAGUGGGUCUUUAUGGUAAUGGAUUUAAGUCGGGCUCCAUGCGUUUGGGGAAAGAUGCCAUCGUGUUCACAAAGAAAGCCAACACCAUGUGUGUGGGUCUCCUGUCACAGACUUACCUCGAGAAAACAGGAGCACAGAAUGUCAUAGUGCCUAUGGUCAUGUUCACCAAAAACAAAGAAACUGUCAGUGAUACACCAGAACACGCAGAGUCUCUUCAUGAUAUCCUGAAAUAUUCUCUGUUUAACACCAAGGAAGAACUGCUGUCUGAGUUUAGUGUCUUUGAAGGGUUGUGUGCCGGCUCUAAUGGAACCCGUAUCAUUAUCUGGAACCUACGCAGAACAUCUUCAGGUGAGUUAGAAUUUGACUUCACAAAGGAUCGCUGUGACUUCCAGAUCCCUGUUGAUGUGUGCGAGAGCUCCAGGGGGACAAAGAGCCAGCAAAGUGAAAGUGCAGUUCGUUUGUUGUUGCCUGAGAGUGAAUAUUCACUGCGGGCAUACUGCAGUAUCCUGUACCUUAAGCCAAAAAUGCAGAUCAUCCUUCAAGGACAAAAAGUAGAAACGCAGUUUAUCACUAAAACUCUAGGAAGCGUCAUUAAGGACUCAUAUAAACCUGUCUGUUCUCCUCAACUUAAAAAGGCAGUACCAAUAACAUUUGGAUACAACACAAAGACCAAAGAGCAUUACGGACUGAUGAUGUACCACAAUAAUCGUCUCAUCAAAGCCUAUGAGCAUGUCACCUGCCAGCGCAGGGUCGACAGAAUGGGAGUAGGUGUUAUCGGGGUGAUUGAGUGUAACUACCUCACACCAACUCACAACAAGCAGGAAUUUGACAAUACAGAAAUCUACAGGAAAACCAUGCUGAGUCUAGGCAGUAAGCUUGAGGAAUAUUGUAAGGAAGUCCGGUAUAGAUUUAAGCACUGUGAUAAACCUGUUGAGGACAUUGUGAUGAAGCCAGAUCAAACCUGGGUUCAAUGUGAUGAUUGUCUAAAGUGGCGAAAACUUGCUGAUGGCAUUGAAAGUAAAAAGCUCCCUAAAAAGUGGUUCUGCCACAUGAAUUCUGACCCCAAAUUUAGGAGUUGUGAAACUGAAGAAGAGUCUGAGGAUUCUGAUGAUGAACAUAAAAAAUACGAAAAAACCUACAAACAGGAUGAAUCAUAUCAGAGGAACCUGGAGGAGAAGAUUGCAAACAGGGGGCAGCAAAGCCCUUCUAGCCACAUGCCAUCAGGCCAGACAUCACCCACAUUUCCCUCCAUUUUUUCUUCUCAUGCAGGCCCUUUUGAUAAAACUUCGGUGAACACCCAGGACACCAAUGUUCAUUCUACUCCUACAAGCAAGAGAAGACUGAACCUGGAUCAAGAGAACCCACCAAAAAAGAAACAUAAAAAUACAAGUGGUUCUAACACACCAGAUAGUCCAUCAACAGCCACAAACCCAGCUAUGGUUUAUGGCAAAGACCAGCAAAACUACCUGCAGUCCAGUGAGACAAUAAAGCAGCUCCAAGAAAAGGUGGACAAUCUGGACAAAGAGAAUAGCAGGUUGGCAAGCCACUGUCAGAGCCUGGAGAACGAAUUAGCAGAGGUAAGAAGAGAAAGUGUAAAAGAAAAGGUCCAAGUAAAAGAUCAAGAAGUCCAGACAGAUCUCCCUGUUUCCUCCGAUGAAGUAAGUGCAACAACUUCAGCAGAUACCUCCAACUCAGGACAAGAAACAGACUCACACUCACAGCAGCCUGAGACACAGGAGAGACCAGAGAGUAGAUCAGAGAUCAGUCAAGACACCAAUAACCCACAAAAAAACAGUGCUGCACCGGAGCAUUCAAAAAGUCUUCAGGAUAUCCUGACCUAUUCUUUGUUUAAUACCAUGGAAGAAUUGAUGUCUGAGUUUAAUGUCAUUGAUGGGUUGCACAGAAACUCAAGUGGAACCCGCAUCAUCAUCUGGAACCUACGCAGAACUCAUUCAGGUGAAUUAGAGUUUGACUUCACUCGGGACGAUUAUGACAUCCAGAUCCCUUUUGAUGUGUACAAGAGAACUAGGAAUACAAAAAAGCAGCAACUAGAAGCUGAAAAAUGGAUGCCAGAAAGUAAAUAUCCAUUGUGGGCAUACUGCAGUAUCCUGUACCUAAAGCCAAGAAUGCAGAUUAUCAUUCGAAGGCAGAAGGUAGAAACUCAGUUUAUCACCAAAAGCCUGGCACAUGUCUUCAAGGACUCAUACAAACCUCUCGGUCUUGGAAAAACAAUAAAGAUCACAUUUGGCUACAACACAAAGAGCAAAGAGCACUACGGAUUAAUGAUGUAUCACAAAAAUCGGCUCAUCAAAGCUUAUGAACGUGUUCCUUGUCAACGCAAGGCCAACAGCUCAGGAGUGGGUGUUAUUGGGGUGAUUGAGUGUAACUAUCUCAAACCAACUCACAACAAGCAGAAUACAGAAGAGUACAGAAAAACCAUGCUGAGUGUAGGUAUUAAGCUUGAACAUCAUUGGAAGGAAGUUGGGCAUAGACAUAAGAAAAUCCUGCAUUGCACUGAACCUAUUGAGGAUCUUCUGAAGCGUCCAGAUCAAAUCUGGGUUCAGUGUGAUGAGUGUCUGAAGUGGCGCAAACUUCCGGACGGUAUUGUAGCUGACAAGCUUCCUAAACAUCGGUUCUGCCGCAUGAACUCUGACCCAAAAUUCAGGAGUUGUACAGUUGAAGAAGAGCCUGAGGAUCCUGAUGAUGAACAACACACAUUCAAGAAAACAUACAAGAAAGAUGAAAAACAACAGAAGUUGCAGAAGGAAGAAAGACUGCAGACGCAAAAGGGUCACUCUUCAGACAUCCAAAUAACAGCCAGUCCUCCUGAUGCUACUACAAAUAAACCUUCUUUUAUCACUACACCUACAAGCUUUGUAUGCGCUCAUGCUGGUCAGUUUCACUGUAAAUUGACCAACCUUAUAUUUGAGAUGAAAGGGAAAGGGGAAGUGUUUUGCACCACAGAAUCCUUGGAUAGACGUCCAUUGCAGGGCAUCAGAAAAUACCAGCCUGCAGGACCCCUGUACAACAUCACCUGCUCUGAAGGUUCAAUCCUUUAUCUAUAUCUCCCACACUGCGAAAUACAUGCUGAUAGAAAUCAUACUGAACUGACUGUGGCACAUUUCAGUGAGGGUAAUAUGGAAAUUCUUCAGCCCCUGAAAGUGACGAAUACACAUGUGAUCAUAGAAGUCCAACAUAUGUCACUCUUUGGCCUGUUAAAAAAAUGGAUCACCCCAGAAACUUCUAUCAAUGCCCAAGUCCUUCUUUUCCACCAAACACUGCAACAAAGGAAAAAACUUUACAUCUAUCUGUUACCAGGAAAUGUGCCAGUUAAAGAGGCAAUCUGCCUUAAUGUGCAGAAUCAGCAUGAGGGCAACACAUACAUUCAGUGCAGCUCCAUAUGUCAACUUACCCCUGGAAAGAAAUACAAACCAUCCUGUCUCCCUUAUGUAUCCCAACCAAAGGUUGCAACAUUUCUCCAUGACUACGGCCCAAAUUAUCACCCCACAUUUGAGGUGAUCCUUGAUACUGACAUUCAAGAUCUCACAUUGAUUCUUUUGGAUGAAAUUGGCCAAGAAGUGUGGGAACCUCACCAGGUUUUACUUACAGCUGGUAGGAGAGCAAAUGUUUCAAAUGAACUAGGUGACGAGGCCGAAUUUGUAGAUAAUCACAGAGACAUACUCAUACAGAGAGUUUUGUUGGUAAUGGAAAUAGCAGACACUCUGCUAACCAAGGAAAUGAUCAGCAAUGAAAUGUACAAUGAUAUCAAAGAGACAUCAACCUCACAGGAUAAAAUGAGGGUAUUGUACAGAUCUCUCGACUCAGGAGGAAGAGCCAUGAAAGACGGAUUCUAUAAAGUCCUUAAGGAGAAGCAGCCAUUCAUAGUGAAUGACCUGGAGUCUAUGUAUAAAAGAUCCUCAAAUAAAACUUUUACAUAUUCUCAAAUGUAAAAAAAAGCCAAAACCUCAGUAUUGGGUAAUACUAAUACUACUAAUACUAAUACUGCCAUUUUAUCGAUUAUACUUUUUUAUAAUUUACACUCUAUAACCUUAUCUAUAAUCUACAAAUAUUUCCUAUGAAUGGGGUGCUAAAUGUAAUGCAUUUAAAAGUUGUACAAACAGUGACCCAAGCUUGUAAUUCAUUGCUUGGCUUUCUUCUUUUUGUAUUUCCAAUUUCAAAUGUUACUACCAUUAACAAAUGUGUGUUUGUAUGCAAAAUUAAGUGUGGAUUAAAUAUAUAGAAUUGUCUGGAACUCAUGAUAGAAAGUGUUUUUUGUGCCCUUUGUCAAUUGUUUAAUUUGUGAAAAAAAAUGAACUUCUAGUGUUAAAAAUGUGAAUUGACAUAUGCUCCCUCUCUUUUGCAUGAAAGAAUAUGAUUUGCUUCUUUUCAAAUUCAAAUCAAAUCAAAUA
This is a messenger RNA of Silurus meridionalis, 4916 nucleotides long. RefSeq lists its product as uncharacterized. Gene Ontology annotation, molecular function: ATP hydrolysis activity; zinc ion binding. Gene Ontology annotation, biological process: innate immune response; inflammatory response; regulation of apoptotic process. The transcript has 33 exons. The record is from RefSeq and is a predicted model, not a curated record. Lineage: Eukaryota; Metazoa; Chordata; Actinopteri; Siluriformes; Siluridae. Gene Ontology annotation, cellular component: nucleus; PML body. The coding region runs from base 222 to 4457 and encodes 1411 amino acids.